This is a messenger RNA of Monoraphidium neglectum, 792 nucleotides long. RefSeq lists its product as hypothetical. The transcript is spliced from 5 exons. Lineage: Eukaryota; Viridiplantae; Chlorophyta; Chlorophyceae; Sphaeropleales; Selenastraceae. Gene Ontology annotation, molecular function: ATP binding; ATP hydrolysis activity. The record is from RefSeq and is a predicted model, not a curated record. Gene Ontology annotation, biological process: response to radiation; double-strand break repair via homologous recombination; SOS response. The coding region runs from base 1 to 792 and encodes 263 amino acids.
AUGAUGAUUAGCGCGCAAGCACCGCUGGGCGGCCCCGAUCCCAGCGGCGGUGCAGCACCGGCACAUCAGGUCACCUAUCUGCAGGAGCUUCGAAUCCAGGACUUUGCGCUGGUCUCAAAACAGACCGUGAAGUUCACACCCGGCCUCAACGCCAUCACCGGCGAGUCGGGGUCUGGCAAGUCUGUACUAAUCGAGGCCCUCGGGCAGCUGCUCGGCAACCCCGCGCCCCCCGAGUGCGUGCGGGCGCCCGCGACGUCAGCGGUGGUGGAAGGAACAAUCCUGCUGUCGCCAGCGGCGGCGCGGCGCGUGGCGGCGACGGGCGCGGCGAUGGGGCUGCCGGCGCGCGCGCUGCCGGCGGGGGGCGGGGACGGCGGCGGGCCGGCGACGCUGGUGCUGCGGCGGGAGAUCACCACACUCCCCGUCGGCGACGCCCCGCCGCCGCCGCCCGACGCGCCGCCCGGGCAGCGCCUGCUGCGCAGCCGCUGCUUCGUCAACGGCGCCACGACCAGCCUGCGCGUGCUGAGGGCGGUCGCGGGGGACCUCGUGGAUACCAACGGGCAGCAUGCGGCGGUGGGGCUGCGGGACGGCGGCACCCAGCUGGCGCUGCUGGAUAGGAUCGCGGGCAACUCCGCGCUGGCUGCCUGCGUAGCGUCGCGGCAGGCGCGGCUGGCGGCGCUGCAGGAGCUGCUGCGGGGGCUGGACGCCCUGGGUGAUGAGGGGGAGCGCGCCCGCAUUGAGAAGCUGGUGGCGCUGGUGACCAAGGCCGCGGUAGAGCCGGGUGGGCGCGUGUGA